Molecule: messenger RNA, 1380 nt
Organism: Prunus armeniaca (apricot)
Lineage: Eukaryota; Viridiplantae; Streptophyta; Magnoliopsida; Rosales; Rosaceae
Source: the annotation of a GenBank genome assembly
AUGAUGCACAUCAACAGCAAGAAUGAGAAGAAGCAGCCAAAACUGAACUUGAUGACGAUGGGCGCCCUACCACUGGAUAUUCUUAUCGACAUCCUUUCAAGAAUGUCCGUAAAUUCGAUUUGUUGCAUGAGAUGUGUAUCCAAGGCCUUGUUAAGGACGGUUGACGAUCCCUCUCUUGCCACAAUGCACAUGCGGCGCCGUUUUCUAACUACUUGUUCUACUACUACCACUGAAGUUCCUCGACUUGUUGUUCUUGAUGAGUCUCCCUAUCAUAAACAAAACGUGUUGUAUCCAUUGAAGUACGAUGGUAACGACUUAUUGACCAAGAGCAAGCAUGCAAUUGUUUCAUAUUUCGGAUCUAGACAAUGUUUUUAUUCACAUGCUUUUGUUUUCUGCAACCUGUUUGGCUUUACUGGUCUUAAUCCAAAGCAUGGAAGGUCAUGCUUGUUGGUGAAUCCUUUCAAGGGAGAAGUUCUAAUGCUCCCAUUCGCUAGUGACGUCCUAGUUCCAGCCAAUAGUCUCUACAGUGUUGAUUAUUAUGGCAUGGGAUUUGAUAAUAUAACCAACAGCUUCAAGAUUGUUCGCGUUUCCAGCAAUAAAAAAGACUACAUGGUGUCUGAAAUUCUUGUAUUGGGGACAAGCUCAUGGCGGGCGUUACCCACGGUUCCUCCCUGCUUUCCUACAAGCAAGUCGGCAUAUGCACAUGGAGAUAUCCAUUGGUUGGUUUAUGGAGAUGGCGAGUUGUUUGUACGUAUACUUUCUUUUGACUUUAAGAAAGAAGAGUUCUACUGGAUGCCACAUCCUGCACCCUUGGGGAAGAAGCCAGAUCUCUGGAACUUUCUUCACUUGAUUAAUUUAAGAGGAUCUUUGGCUCUAGUGAAUGUUUCUUCACCAGAAAAUAAACAUAUGACAAUAUUUGAGCAGAGACCAUAUAUUGAGAUAUGGGAAUUGAAAAAUUACGACGUCAAAGAGUGGGUCCUAAAUUAUAAAAUAUAUUCGGAACAAUGUCUUUUUAUAUUUUGGAAGCCUGCUAGUUUUUCCAAGUGCGAAGAAUGGGAGCACGGCAUAUUUUUCAAUCAGGAGAGUUGGCCCAAUAACUGCAUAUUCUUAGUGGAUCUAAGACAUGUUUCCAUUAAUUGUAUACUACUCAAAGGUGAAAUUACAAUCCACAGUUGUAUCGACAGCAUAAUUUCUCUAAACAAUUAUGGAGAUUUGAUUGAAGCAGAAGAAGAACAAGGUAUUACUGAAUUCCCCAUGCCCCAUAAAACUUGGGAGAAUCUGAUUAACUCUGCUGAAGAAAGUGGGAGAGAUUUUUGUUACUUGAAAACACAGAAGGAGUCCGCAUCCAUUUCUUGGGAUCGCAGUAGCAUUUGUAUUUAA